Messenger RNA from Notolabrus celidotus (New Zealand spotty), 3300 nucleotides. RefSeq names its product family with sequence similarity 49 member A (gene cyria). Gene Ontology annotation, molecular function: small GTPase binding. The record is from RefSeq and is a predicted model, not a curated record. The transcript is spliced from 12 exons. Lineage: Eukaryota; Metazoa; Chordata; Actinopteri; Labriformes; Labridae. The coding region runs from base 225 to 1199 and encodes 324 amino acids. Gene Ontology annotation, biological process: regulation of actin filament polymerization.
GGUUGUUCUAGUCGCAGAGCAGAGGGAGGAGUUUGUGCAGAGCGUGUUGUUGUCUGUUGCUGCCGGGGACAAGCAGAGCUGCCAAGGUCGGUGAAAGUACUGCUCAGAGAGAGACUUUGGUUUAUAACCUCUGAAGAAGUACUCCCCCCAGACACGUACAGAGACAAAGAGAAAGCGGAUGAUAUAGACAGCAACCUGAGGACGUUCACCAGAGAAGAAGCCAAAUGGGGAAUCUGUUAAAAGUGCUAACUUGCACAGAGCUUGAACAGGGGCCAAACUUUUUCCUUGACUUUGAAAAUGCACAGCCGACAGAAGGAGAGCGCGAUGUGUGGAACCAGGUGAACUCAGUCCUCCAGGACUCUGAGAGCAUACUAUCCGGCCUGCAGGCGUACAAAGGAGCCGGCCAGGAGAUCAGAGAUGCGAUUCAAAACCCAAAUGACUUCAUGCUGCAGGAGCGAGCCUGGAACUCAGUGUGUCCGCUCGUCAUCAAACUCAAGAAGUUCUACUGUUUCUCUCUCAGACUAGAAAAGGCCCUGCAGAGUUUGUUGGAGUGCUUGACCUGUCCGCCCUUUACGCCCACUCAGCACCUGGAGAGGGAGCAGGCCCUGGCUAAACAGUUUGCUGAGAUCCUCCACUUCACUCUGCGCUUCGAUGAGCUCAAGAUGAGAAUCCCCGCCAUCCAGAAUGACUUCAGUUACUACAGAAGAACCAUCAGUCGAAACAGAAUAAACAACAUGAAUUUGGAUAUUGAAAGUGAAGUCAACAACGAGAUGGCCAACAGGAUGUCUCUGUUCUACGCUGAGGCCACACCCAUGCUGAAGACACUCAGCAACGCAACCACAAACUUCGUCACAGAGAACAAGACUCUUCCUCUGGAGAACACGACAGACUGUCUCAGCACCAUGGCCAGCGUCUGUAAAGUCAUGCUGGAGACACCGGAAUAUUCAAGUCGUUUCAGCAGCGAGGACACACUCCUGUUUUGCAUGAGGGUCAUGGUCGGAGUCAUCAUCCUUUACGACCACGUCCACCCCAACGGUGCUUUCAACAAGUCCUCCAAGAUAGAUAUGAAAGGAUGCAUAAAAGUCCUCAAGGACCAGCCGGCAGACAACGUGGAAGGCCUCCUAAAUGCCCUCAAAUUCACCACAAAACACCUGAACGACGAGUCCACUCCAAAGAACAUCCGGACGAUGCUCCAGUAAUGUUUCUUUUUGUUAUAAAUAGAUAUGAAGAGGAUCAAUGCUCUGACCUCAAAUAAGAUGUAAAUGUUUACAAUAUUUAAAAAGACUCGGUGUUAAUACUUGUGUGUAUUUGCAUAGUCAUUCCCUCCACGCGAUUAAAACCUGCAUCCUCUACUUUGUAAAGAAAACCACAAUCUGAACGCUUCACAUGAAUUGCCUCGACCGUUAGCAGCUGUCAAAGCACAAUGGAUACCCACCAGCCUUAUGUGAUGACACUUUGGAAGCAGCACUUGGAAAUAAAUGAACAAGGCAGCAUAAAAUGGCCUUAAUGAAUCUUUUCAAUCUUUUCUUUGACAAUGAAAGAAGUUAAUGAUCAGGUUUAUUCAAAAUCAAACUAUAAAUUAAUCUGAUUCUUAUAAAGUUAACAUUUUACUUUCAGAGGUUCUUGUUUGUAUUACAUAAUAUUUCAAGAGAAGAAGUUGUGUCUUUGUUUUCACUUAUUUAAGUUAAGCAGAAGAAAUCAAGCGAUGUUAAAAUGCACAUUCUGUUGCAGUGAAGGGCUAACUAUUGAGAGCAGAUAAGGGAUUGAUUGGUGUGUACGUUUUGCUCAAAGCAUUAGUGUUUUCUCUUUUUACACUCAGCUGUUGUAUUUUGUAUUUUUUUUUUCACACUCCAACCUUUUUACAACUGUUUCAAAAAACCCACUGUGAACAUUAAACUUGGAAGCACAUUGAGUAAGAUCCAGUAUGUCAGUGUUGCUGUGUGAUGACGGAACAUGAACCCAAUCAACCCACUCAGUGUUUUAUCAGACUGUUCUGUGGCCAUGCUCUGAAUGAUCGUUCAUGUUCACCAUGUUUUUAAUGGCUUUCUGUGGCUUUUGUAUUAAACAUCAAAAUGUUUUAUUCCAAACGAAGGGUAUGUGCUUCUUUGCAGAGCAAGGUUACAGAAAGAGGUGUGUUUUUAAAUGCCGCUCCCUAAGAUUUCCAAAGUCAUUUUACCCCUUUGUUCACAAAUAGGCUGAAGGAAUAACUCACCUCGUCUCACUGGUGUGACUAAGCUCUUUUUUUUUAUCUCAGUUUUGGGAUUGUUGGUGUGCUAAACCAUAAAUUUCAGUUCAUGUAUUCUGGUAAACUUUUAGUCCAUCAGAUUAUUUCACACCCUCAAAACGACUGUUUAAAAAUGCCUUAAAUGGGAAUCCUGAAGUGGCUUAUCAAUCAUCGAGCACUUAUGAGAAUCUAUUGUGUGCUGAUGACAUCCUCCUCUAUUGUUCUAACCUGACACUUCUUAAUGUUCAUGUAUGAUGUGCAGCAGCAGCUUCCACAGACUCAGACUGACUUGCUCAGAAGGUUGGACAAUCUCAUUUGUGACUGUUGUAAACUGCUUUAAGUCAAAUUUAAUUUCAGUACAGUGGUCUAAAAUCUAACAGCAGAUUCCUUCAGAUACUUUUUUAGCAUCUGACUUUUACAACCUACCCACUCUACACAACCAUCACCUCUGUGAUCUGAGAACAUGGGAGUGUCCGUGGCCUACCAUGGAGCACAUUGCCUUAAAGACCUGUGAGACAUGUUAAGACAUUAUUAAUAUUCUUCACUCACAACAGGAAGUACUUUUAUUUCACCCAGAAGUCAAACAGGACAUUUACAGAUCCACUCUCAUGAAUACAUUAACAGUCAUUUGGUUGACAUUGAAGUAACAUGUAAGGUAUUCACUCUUCUUUAAGUUUGUUUCUUCCCUCUUGUAUUUAGUAAUAUAUUCAUGUGUGUGAGCCAUACUUUGAAUGCAAUGUUUUAUAUGCAAUAAGUGAAAACUGUACAUGGGCGGGACUCGGAGCGAGGUGUAUGCAUGAUAUUGAUAUUUCCUAUCUGACUGAAGUUGCUUUAAAGGAGAGAGACAAAUCUUCUGUCAGGAUUGAUGUACACGACGCUUCCCUCUGUGCCACAGAUAUGCUACUGUGUGUUGUAUGCAAGAUGUUGUUUUGAAUCCUGAGAGCUGUCUGAAACUGACAGCUGUGUUUAAUAUUUUUGGAGUCCAGACUCAUGUUUAUAUAAGAUGCUUUGGCUUUGUAUUGCAAAUUGAAUGGUAUGUGUGGAUUGGAUAAUAAAGGUGGUACAUUUCUUAUAAA